This is a messenger RNA of Trichoderma virens Gv29-8, 390 nucleotides long. RefSeq lists its product as uncharacterized. The transcript is spliced from 2 exons. The coding region runs from base 1 to 390 and encodes 129 amino acids. The record is from RefSeq and is a predicted model, not a curated record. NCBI's taxonomy places the organism in Eukaryota, Fungi, Ascomycota, Sordariomycetes, Hypocreales, Hypocreaceae.
AUGGCAUCUCCAGUGACAAAUAUAAACCGACCGCGAGAAGAUAUUAAAAUCCUCUUUGACCAUGAGUUAGCCAAUGCACCUGGGAAAUCGAUUAUUGGUGUCCAUCUAGACUAUCCCCCUGAAGGUUUCACUCCUCCACAUCGGCACGGCGGCGCCACCGUUGUCGCCUACAUUCUUGCAGGCGAACUCCUGAGUGGCAUGAACGGUAACCCUCCCAAGGUAUACAAACCUGGGGAGAGUUUUAUGGAGCUGCCGGGCUGCCAUCAUACUGUGGGAGAGAAUACUAGCAAAACUGCCUCGACGCAGGCAAUUGCUAUUUUUGUAGUGGACACCGAAGUGGUUAAGACUGGUGGUUAUGAGGCUUUGACAGUGCUUGAUGAGGGUUGGUAA